CUGUUGGUCUGUUUCCCUCCAGGUUUGUCGGGGUGAACGCGUCAGACAUCAACUAUUCUGCUGGCCGCUACGACCCCUCGGUCAAGCCCCCCUUUGACGUGGGCUUCGAAGGCGUGGGGGAGGUGGUGGCCCUGGGCCUCUCCGCCAGCGCCGAGUACACCGUGGGCCAGGCGGUGGCCUACAUGGCGCCCGGGGCCUUCGCCGAGUACACAGUGGUGCCCGCCCCCGCGGCCACGCCGGUGCCCUCGGUGAAGCCUGAGUAUCUCACCCUGCUGGUGAGCGGCACCACGGCCUACCUCAGCCUGCGUGAGCUGGCGGCCCUGUCGGAAGGCAAGAAGGUCUUGGUGACGGCAGCAGCCGGGGGCACCGGCCAGUUCGCCGUGCAGCUGGCCAAGAAGGCCAAGUGCCACGUCAUCGGCACCUGCUCCUCGGAGCGGAAGGUGGCUUUCCUGAGGUCCGUGGGCUGCGAUCGCCCCAUCAACUACAGCCUGGAGCCCGUGGGGGCCGUCCUGCAGCGCGAGUACCCCCAGGGAGUGGACGUGGUCUACGAGUCCGUGGGGGGGGCCAUGUUUGACCUGGCCGUGGACGCCUUGGCCACCCACGGGCGCCUGCUGGUCAUCGGCUUUAUCUCUGGCUACCAGACUCCUGCGGGCCUCACUCCAGUGAAGGCCGGGGCCCUGCCGGCCAAACUGCUGAAGAAAUCGGCCAGCGUCCAGGGCUUCUUCUUGAGCCACUACCUUUCCAAGCACCGCGCGGCCAUGGAGCACUUGCUGCGGAUGUGCGAGCUGGGAGAGCUGGCCUGCGCGGUGGACCUCGGACACGCGUCCGCCCAGGGCAGGUUCACGGGCCUGGAGUCCGUCUUCCGGGCUGUCGAUUAUAUGUACGUGGGAAAAAACACUGGGAAAAUCGUCGUGGAAUUACUUCAUCCUGUCAACAGCAAGCUGUAAAAACAGAACAAUGACAUAAAUCAAGGGAGAAAGAGAAUGGGCACUUUAUGCGCAGAAUUACUCAAAUCCAUUUAUUUUUAGUUGCUAAUGGGUAUAAUAUUUCUUAAAACAAAAGUAAAGUGUGAAUGAAUAGGGUUUCUCUUUUUCUUUGCUUUUCUGGUUGCUGUUUGGCCUUUUCCCUGGAAAACAACGUGCUACUAAAAUUUCCCCCCGUGGCUCGGAGGUAAAACCUUUACAUUCGAUGCUUCAGUCAGGACAGUCUCAUUCCAGAUUUUAUUGUUCUAGGAAACCAAAUUAAUUCCUUAUGCAAGAUCUGAUGAAAUCAGUAUGUCUUCAGCUGGAUGAGGUUUUAACAUCGGUCCUGAAAACAGUUCGCAGACUCUUUGUUUGGGGAGAGUCUGGCCCUGUGCUACUAAGUGGUCGGCACAUGGGCAACGCAGCCAGGUGCCUGUGCCCCGAGUUCACACCUCGUGCCACGCCCCUCCCGAGGCCGGCAGCUCAGCUACCUCAGUAGAAGUUGGAGGCAGUCAGUGCCCAAAGCCUUGGUUUUAUUCGAUGAUUAGGAAGACGACCGAGUGAACGCAGGCCUGUGUCACAGUCAGCCGUCCCCGUGACUGGUG
Molecule: messenger RNA, 1567 nt
Organism: Condylura cristata (star-nosed mole)
Lineage: Eukaryota; Metazoa; Chordata; Mammalia; Eulipotyphla; Talpidae
Gene: PTGR3
Product: zinc binding alcohol dehydrogenase domain containing 2
Exons: 1
Coding region: 183-947 (254 amino acids)
Cellular component (GO): mitochondrion
Molecular function (GO): zinc ion binding; oxidoreductase activity
Source: RefSeq, a predicted model, not a curated record